UAGUGUUGCUCUCGAUGGUCGAUGUUGAAUGAGGGUCGUCGGACAUGACCUAGAUUAGGAGACGGACAUUUGAGUGUUUUCUUUAUGUCCGCUCUCCCUGAAAUGACAUCAUCCUGCUGGCACGGGUUUGGGUUGGGGGUUACGAUUAGGGGGACUCGGAACAUCCAUCGACCUCAAUACAACAAGUCGAACGACCUCGAUACACGCAAGUUCAUGUCAUCCGACGAGGGCAAGGACAUGAUGGCCAACUUCAAACAGGGAGAGAAUGAGACGCCUGAGGAAUCCGACUACACCACUCAACAAGGCGGAUCUGGAUCCAACUCGUUCCCCUCUGGCGAAGCUCAGUACGGAUCGAAUGCCAACACCGACAACCAGUACACUGCCCAGAACGUCAAUGCCGAUGCCGAGAACCAAAGUUCCGGAGCUGGCAACCAGAACAAGGCUGCUGGCGCGAAUGCCGAGGGAGAGUUGCAGAUGGGAGGUGUGAACAAGGACAAGAUCAAGGGCGCGAGCGAUUACGAUGGGUACGAACAGGGGGAUUCCGCUGCUUCGGGUGGAUGGGGCGCCAACCGGAAAGGGAAUUCGUUCUCCCGAGAGAACCAACUCGGUGCCGAGACCAACGGGCCCUUCACCUCGGACCCGAAUACCAACGAGAACGCGGUCGACGCCAACAGAAGCGGUACUAGUACUCCGGGCUAUCCCGAGGAAGACGAGCUGGACUCGGGUAGGAGAAAGACCCAAGGAGGAGGCGGCUCGUCCGGGCUCAACCCGUACGGCGACAACGAAGAGGAUGGUCCUUCCAACGAGAACAACCCUUAUCACGAACAAGGUCGACGCGUAUAAUUCGGCUUGUUGCGUCUCCGUGGCACGAGCUCGGAUACACUACGAGACGACUCAAUACGCUGGACGGGCCGACUGGGUAUGGGGUCUUUUGGAUAGCCCGAGAAUACGACAAUGGUUCGGGUAGCAGAUCGAGUCUAAUGUAUAUUUCUUUAGCAUGAAGUCAACAAGCCUGGGGGAUUGACCUUGAUGAGUUUCGCGAAGCCAUCAUCUGUUAUACAUGUUUUGACUACAAGA
Messenger RNA from Filobasidium floriforme, 1077 nucleotides. RefSeq lists its product as uncharacterized. NCBI's taxonomy places the organism in Eukaryota, Fungi, Basidiomycota, Tremellomycetes, Filobasidiales, Filobasidiaceae. The transcript is spliced from 7 exons. The coding region runs from base 85 to 843 and encodes 252 amino acids. The record is from RefSeq and is a predicted model, not a curated record.